This is a messenger RNA of Grosmannia clavigera kw1407, 1761 nucleotides long. RefSeq names its product ranGTP-binding protein. Gene Ontology annotation, molecular function: GTPase regulator activity. The transcript is spliced from 3 exons. Bases 1 to 1761 code for a protein of 586 amino acids. Gene Ontology annotation, cellular component: nucleus; cytoplasm. Lineage: Eukaryota; Fungi; Ascomycota; Sordariomycetes; Ophiostomatales; Ophiostomataceae. The record is from RefSeq and is a predicted model, not a curated record.
AUGCAACAGUGUUCCAGGUUUUUAAAAACUGUCGACAACAAAGCACAAUACGCUGAGCUCCGAAUCCUGCAGAAGGCUCUUGACAACAAGAUCAAGAUUGUAUCACCAGCUUUGGAUCUAAUCGAAUUUAGAUCUGGUCGCGGCAACGUUCUUCUAGGAAACGCUGCGAGCCUCACGAAGGGUUUGCACCGAGACAUUGUGAGCUUGGGAAAGCGUCUGGAGAGAGCCGCCGCUACCGAGGAGCUGUACCUUGCAACUGGCAGCCGAGAAGUGUCUGCGGAAUGCCAUCGUGUUGAACUCCUGGGUAUCAUCAACGAUAUCAAGUUGCUGCUAGCGCGCAUUGACGGCGACAUUCCAUUUAUCCAGCUUGCCAUCACAGCGUCUGGCGAAAGCCUUUCGACAUCCCUUCCAGCAACCAUCUCACCGUCCAGAUUGCUCCAGGCAAGCAUGUUUCUCACAGUUGGUGAUACGCAGUUUAACAGCACUUCCCGAAAUCCCACGCAAAUUGGACCAUCCUUCACCUUGUCCUUGUACAUGUUGUUCAUCAGCCAUUGUCCAUCUAUACAGGACUCAGGCAAGCAAGUGAACAGCCUGUCAGAUAAGAGCCAAUACGGGGGAGGUGUGGAGGACGUGAAAAAGGCAAUAUGGCAAGAGGUGGUGCACAAGGCUCGUGUCCGGCUUAUUUGGAUGAGCCCUGACUGGGUGUUCGAUCAGAAGGUAGGAGAUCUUCCCAAAACUCCGUCUAUGACCGGAUCGGGCACGGAUUUCUGUUCCAAUACCAAGGUUGGUCCAUUUUCUGGGAUGGAUGGAUAUUCCUACCACCUGGAAAUUACCGAAGACCUAGACGAUGGGCGAGUCCAUGAAGCGGAGGACCAAGAAAUGCGUCGAGCAGGAAUCCGCGAAUCGAUACCAAUCCAUCAAAUAUCGAAAAUAUUUUAUACCGACACUGGACGGAUAUUGAAUAUUGGGGAGACGACCUCCUUCGAGAGCAAUGCUGUUCUGCUACUGAAGCGGGAUUCUUGUGCCACGGUGCCGACUUCAGCGUUGGAUCAUAUAAAACCACAGCAAGAUGUGGACACGGAAACAGGACCGUGCCGCUAUGAAGUUGUAGAAAGGCAUCCGCUACUAACUAGCCAAGGAGACAUCGAUCGGCAACUCAGAAGAGAAGCAGGAUAUUUCCCCGCUGUAGUCGAGCCUGCUACCACUGACAAGCAUGGAGAAAGGCACUUCCCCCGCCAUUUAGACCCCGAAUGGCUAGCAUUGGAAGUCUUUAUCGAGGAUGACGAUGUGGGAAGCGACGAAGACGCAGAGAAUGGGGUUGGGGACGAGGACGAGGAUCAUAACGAAGAGAACGAUUUGACUUCCGAUACUUUAGAGCAGAUCCGGCACCUGUCCAUGUCUGGAACGGAACCGGCAAAAUCACAAGACCAGUAUGAAGAGGGCCAUGCAGACUUGAAAAAUGUAAACAUAAACAUGCAGGACACUUGUUAUGCUGGAAAUCCUGGAGAGGGGCCACCUGCGUCUUGCUCGCUCCUUGGAACGGCCGCAUCCUCUCUUUCGUUGCUUGAAAUGCUGAUACGGCUCACCAGUCUUCAAGAGUUUCAACAAGUGUCCCAUCUCUCUCUUCCGGACCACAUCCUGACAUUUUUCCUCGAAGAAUCCUCAACGACAGGACUGUGUGGAGAGGAGCAGUGGAAGGCCAAGAAAGAAGCAAAGCAGAGGAUGGGUUUUGAUCCAUAUAUUGAUACCCCGAAGUCAUAG